GCUCGCUCGGCUCUCUAGGCCUCGUCUAUCUCUGUGGUGACGGUGGCCGAGCUGGCCGGCCCAUCUGAAAAGAGUGGCGGGAGUUGCGCCACUUCUUCCCCAGUUUUCCGGGAGCUGCGUCCUGGCCCGGCGCAAAGGUGUUUCGUGACCCCGCGGGAGCGGGUGUUGGCACCUGGAGCAUCCCUCGGGGCCGAAUGCGCCGUGGACCAUGCCCCUCCUAACCCAGCAGAUCCCAGAUGAGAAUGACUACAGCUUAGUGGCCAGCCUUGACAACGUCAGGAAUCUCUCCACUAUCUUGAAGGCCAUUCAUUUCCGAGAACAUGCCACGUGUUUCGCUACUAAAAAUGGAAUCAAGGUUACAGUGGAAAACGCAAAGUGUGUGCAAGCAAAUGCUUUUAUUCAGGCUGGAAUAUUUCAAGAGUUUCGAGUUCAAGAAGAGUCUGUUACUUUUCGAAUUAAUUUAACCGUCCUUUUAGACUGUUUAUCUAUUUUUGGAUCAAACCCUAUGCCAGGGACUUUAACUGCACUUAGGAUGUGUUACCAAGGUUACGGUUACCCUUUGAUGCUAUUUCUGGAAGAAGGAGGAGUGGUGACAGUCUGUAAAAUCAAUACUCAGGAGCCCGAGGAGACUCUGGAUUUCGAUUUCUGCAGCACCAAUGUCAUUAAUAAAAUUAUUCUGCAGUCAGAGGGACUCCGUGAAGCAUUUUCCGAAUUGGAUAUGACAAGUGAGGUCCUACAGAUCACCAUGUCUCCAGAUAAACCUUAUUUCAGGUUAUCUACUUUUGGGAAUGCAGGAAGCUCCCACCUUGACUAUCCCAAAGAUUCUGAUUUGAUGGAAUCAUUUCACUGUAAUCAGACCCAGGUCAACAGAUACAAGAUUUCUUUACUGAAACCCUCUACAAAGGCAUUAGUCCUAUCUUGUAAGGUAUCUAUUCGAACAGAUAACCGAGGAUUCCUCUCAUUACAGUAUAUGAUUAGAAAUGAAGAUGGACAAAUAUGUUUUGUGGAAUAUUACUGCUGUCCUGAUGAAGAAGUUCCUGAAUCUUAGUCUUAAGUAUGGCAAGCCACUGUGCUAUUUAUGUGCACAUUCAUGAUUGGUCAUGUUCUCAUUCUGAGUGCAGCACUCUUCGUGAUUUCUUAUUGGAUUUUCUAAGGGGAAGAAGCAUGGAAGAGAUAGGAGCUAAGUUCCUGCCCCCUAAUAGUUGCUGUAUAUUUUAUAAGUAAUGUUUUCAUGUAGUCAGAUUAUCCAGUACUGGACUAGCCUGUGGUUCUGUCUUUUGAACUCAUGGGAAUCAUUAUGAGCCAAGAUGAGUAAGUUUUAUGUUUUAUUCUACUUAAGCAGGACAUUCCAAGAGUCUAAAAAUUUAAAGUUUGAUGAAGCCAUAUCUGAAAUGUUCUUUUAUUUAUUUACUGUUAGAAAAAGCAAUGGCAUACGGGCAUCGCUCCCUAGUUGGAAUUCUGGAGAAUCUGUCUUAAAGCAGUGGUUCUCAAGAGUGCUGUGCCUAGAUCACCUGGAAACUUGUCAGUAACUCUGGGGGUGGGCCAGCAAUCUGCAGUUUAAAAAGCUUCCUCCCAGGAGAUUCUGAUAAGUGCUCAAGUUUGAGAACCACUGUUUUAAAGGAUACUUUUUAAAAAAUAGUCUUUAAUUGCAUUGAAGUGACUGCUUUUAACUGUGAUUUCUUCACAAAUGUUCUGAAGUUUAGGCUUCGUCAAACAAGUCUGAAUAAUUAUAUGAUUUAUUUUUCAAGUGUACAUUUUGAAGACAUCUGUGAACAGGCUAUACAACAGUCUUCAGAGUUACAGAUUUUCAUCUUGUUCUGAAAACUGUUCAGUGUAGUAAGUACUUAUUAGAUACCUUCUAUUUGCCUAUAAGAGUUUCUCAAUCAAACCAAGGUGUACAAAACCAUGUAUUAAGUGAUUUUAUACUGUCUUAGGUAGUUUUCAAUGAAAUAAUUUUUGUGGUAUGCAGGUUAAGAAAAUAUAACACUAAAUUAUCUAACUUGUUUUCUAUUAGAAAAAGUAUGUAACUAAAAUGAAGUUUCUGCACCAUGCGACAACAGCUCAGUGUCUCUCAGUGGCCAGGCACUUUUGGCCUUCGGAGAGUAUUUCAGCAAAGCACUUCAGGGAAAAGCUCCUCCAGAACAUUAUGUAGGCACUGCUCCCAGGCACGUGUACAAUUUGUGCAAUUCUGGGUGUCUAGUCCAGGGUGAGUACCUGAUAACUAAUAAAUCUUCCAGGCAAUCUCAGGGUGCCCAGCUGGUACAAAAGAAGUUGGAGUUUUGUAAAGUAUAGUAUAUGUCUGAGAAGGAAAUGAUUAAAUCUACUAAAUGUCCAAAUAUUUUUUUGUCUGGAUAAACACAAGAUCAAAACAAGUCUAAAACAUAAUUAUGAAAAUAUUUAAUCAGCGAACAUUUCAAGGACUACAGUUUUCCUUUAAAUUUAAAAUAGGGCGGUUGUUUUUUUCUUCAUUGGCAUGUCUAGAACCUAGGAUGCAAUAAUAUUUGUUAGGUGAAAGAACCUCCACUUUCAGAUUAUUAGUCACUAUUUAAUUCCAUUAUUUAGGUUUGAAUUUAUUUUGACCUAAUGUAUUUUUUUUCAAGUUGAACCUAUAAAGAAUUUAAAACAUGUAUCGACUUAAUAAGACUUUUUUGCACAUUUAAGACUAUUAUUUUAGCCGCACGUAUCUUGAGUUAUUUAGAAUUCAGAAACUAAUGAAUUUAAUUCUUUCUAAAUCACCCUGACAUCAAGGUGUGACUUAAUAAAGAAUUUUUUUAUGCGUGC
This is a messenger RNA of Balaenoptera acutorostrata (minke whale), 2781 nucleotides long. RefSeq names its product RAD1 checkpoint DNA exonuclease (gene RAD1). Bases 209 to 1048 code for a protein of 279 amino acids. The record is from RefSeq and is a predicted model, not a curated record. Gene Ontology annotation, molecular function: 3'-5' exonuclease activity. Lineage: Eukaryota; Metazoa; Chordata; Mammalia; Artiodactyla; Balaenopteridae. Gene Ontology annotation, cellular component: nucleus; checkpoint clamp complex. The transcript has 6 exons. Gene Ontology annotation, biological process: DNA repair; DNA damage checkpoint signaling.